UAGCUGAGGAAAUCAUUAACUAUACUACUUGUAAAAGGCACUAAAUACAUAGCCUAUUCAAUUUAGGAAAAAAUUACAAUGGAGAAAACUGAUUUCAGCCAGGAGAUUCAGGAUGGGAAGAACGUGAGAACAAUCAAAUGCAAAUACUGCACCUCUGUGAUUUUAACCCCAUCCACUGCAAAUUUUACCCAAUUGCAAUUCGAUUUGCCAACCGUCACUCAGAAGAAGGAUAGAGAUUCCACAACUGAAACUGAGAACAUUGAAUCUUUUUGGUUGGUGGACGAUAUGUUCACUUUUCAAAAUGUAGGGGUUACAAACACUGUGGAUAACAAAAAGUUCUUGGUCUGUGCGGACUGUGAGCAGGGUCCUAUAGGUUACCAUAACAUUAUCACAAAGAAAAGUUAUGUGGCUCUGAACCGAGUGGAAUAUGUCUGAUAUUCAUUUUCUGUCAAUGUAUCUGUUCUAUCGAAGAUUCUGCUUCAGAUUUCUUUACAUUAAGAGAAAUUAAUAUUGCACCCAUUGUAUAAGGUAAUUUAAAAUAUUUGUGU
Molecule: messenger RNA, 548 nt
Organism: Nicrophorus vespilloides
Lineage: Eukaryota; Metazoa; Arthropoda; Insecta; Coleoptera; Silphidae
Gene: strat
Product: guanine nucleotide exchange factor MSS4 homolog
Exons: 2
Coding region: 79-435 (118 amino acids)
Biological process (GO): small GTPase-mediated signal transduction; post-Golgi vesicle-mediated transport
Cellular component (GO): cytosol; membrane
Molecular function (GO): zinc ion binding; guanyl-nucleotide exchange factor activity
Source: RefSeq, a predicted model, not a curated record